Molecule: messenger RNA, 6069 nt
Organism: Drosophila sechellia
Lineage: Eukaryota; Metazoa; Arthropoda; Insecta; Diptera; Drosophilidae
Gene: 2mit
Product: leucine-rich repeat-containing protein 2mit
Exons: 4
Coding region: 1277-4714 (1145 amino acids)
Molecular function (GO): protein binding
Source: RefSeq, a predicted model, not a curated record
UCGAGGCCAGGACACGCGACCCGAGAAAGCGUCGAUUCAACCAAACCAAAACCAAGUGCCAAGUGCCGUGUGAAGAGGCCACAAACAACUAACUAACUAACUGCCUCCAGAAACUGUGCGAUUCUAACCAAAGCCAAAAAUAAAUAUAAAAAAGUUACCAGUGCAUCAGUGCCCGGGAAAAAGACUUAAAGCAAACAGCAGGCGAAGUGAAUAAACCAUAAACAAAACCCCGAAAAUUAACCGAAAGCAGGGAAAAAACGAAAUUUAAACGUCUGUGCAUAUUAAUCAGAACGAGAAACGUGAACAGGAUCAAGUCCUAGACAACUUAUCACAGAGGAUUUACGCAGACAGACAAACCGGGACGCAAAUCCGUGUGUAGAGCAAAAGGCAGCGCUAAUCAACGACCAAACCAGACGACGUCCUUACCGACUGGCCACGCCCACAACUCCCCCUCGAAUAGGAGAAGGAAAAAAACCACCAGAAGCCUGAGAGGAGAAGAGCAGGAGCCGCCUCAUUUGGCCACUGCGGAUUAGAUUUUAAGCACGCGAUGACAACAACGCCGAGGGAGCACUUGGCAUUGUAAUGUGACAACAGUUGGCUAAGGACAACAAAACAAUACCAAAAGCGGGCCAUCAGGAGUAGCUGGAAUGCUCGCUUUUUAAUUGACAUUUGCUCGAGUUGAGUUGCGUUUUGUUCAACAGCAAUUAGCAUCGUGAAAAAAAAAAAUGAAAACACAAAAAAUAAAACACGCAGAGCAAAACACAAAGCAGCGCAAUUAAAAUUGUAAAACAAUUGCAGAACGUUGAAUUGAAAAGGGGGAAACAAUAACAGACGACGUCGACCCGGAAUAGAAUGAUCAAGUUGAUUUAAUUAAAAAUUCAGCAUCACCCUCGCCAUCCAGCAUCCAGCAACCAACAUCCAGCAUCAGCAGCCGUGCAAUGGCAUUUGAGCACGCUGCUUGAGCAAUGGCCGCCGGACCGGAAACGCAGCCAUUGCCCUCGGGCAACAUCCGCCUCUGACUGCCGCCGACACUUGUCACAUGUUUGGCCAAAAAGGCGCGCACGUGAUGCCCCCGGAAAACCAGAUGAACGAACGGAUGAACGAGGAAAUGAAUGAGCUAGCAGCCAUAUUCAAAAUUGAACGUUAAACGUUCGCACGUACCGAGCAUAAAUUCCAAGUGAAAUAAAAGAGCCAAAAAAAUAAAAAAAAAACGAAACGAGGACCUCCCCAUUUAUACCACCAAUUCAAAAAAGAAAGGUUGAAAGUGGGUCGCAAUAUGGUGAAAAUCGUGAACCAACACUGUGAUCUAGGCCUGGCCCUCCUCCUGGCCUGGACGUGGCUAACAAGGCUGGUGUUAGCGGCCCAUCUGGUCGACAUCCCCACCUCAUCACGCCUGGCCGCCGAACGGGAGGAGCUGCAGUUGUCCCGGCAGGACGUGGGACGGCUCAGCUACCAGAGUAUCCAUCGCAUGCUGAGGGACGAAAACGAACCUGCGAGCUUUCGGGGGGAAUUGCGAUACCAACAGAAACGCCACAAAAGAGAGCUGGAGCUGAAUGCGCCGGCCAACAAGCUUAAUCUCACCCACCGCGACUUAAGGACAUUCAAUAGCACUGGUGGUCAGUGGAAGGGGGACUUUCAAGUGAUCACCGCCAUGGAUCUGAGCAGCAAUCAACUGGAGAGCCUCAGCUUGGACAACUUCAAUCAACUGAGGCAGCUGGACUUGGGUAACAACUCCCUGGUGGUUAUACCAUUGAGUUUGGCAGACACCAAUAUGUCACUACCCUUUCUGACGCUCGAUCUUUCCUGCAACAAAUUCAGCCACAUUUCUACGAGCUUUUUUACCCAGCGAUUGCCUCAGUUGAAAAAUCUGAACCUGGCUCACAAUGAAUUGCUAAACAUUUCCCGGGAAUCAUUCUACAAUUUGUUGGAACUACAAACGUUAGUACUCAGUCACAACAACAUCUCGGAUAUUGACUACGAAACAUUUUUGGCACUACCGAAUCUGCAAUAUCUGGAUUUAUCCCAUAACCGCUUGAGUGGAUCCGCAAUUCGUGCUCUGCAGGGAAUUCCGGAUUUGGUCAGCCUUUCCAUCGCUUACAAUCCAGAUGUGGGAGUGGCGAUGCAGGAGUUCGUCGCUUCCUGGAGCCUGAAAGAGUUGGAUGCCAGUGGCACUGGCUUGUGCCAGGUGCCUGCAGCUCUAGCCCAAUCUGUGAGGACUCUCAAGUUGUCCGAAAACUGGCUCAAGGCAAUUAAUUGCGGUGACAUGGACAGCUAUCCGCUCCUGCAGUACCUUGAUCUCUCGCACUCCCGCAUUGCCCAAGUGGAGGACGAUGCCCUGGGACGUUUGGAGCUCCUCGAAUCACUUUUCCUCGACCACAAUCUUCUGAUGCGAGUGCCCAGCAGUCUGCCACCAUCGCUGGAACACUUAUUUCUGCAGCACAAUCAGAUAAUGGAGCUUCCGCCACAGGCUUUUAUGGGAUUGGUCAAUCUACAGACUCUGGACUUAUCCAACAAUCGAUUGAUCUUCCUGCCCCCGCUAUCACUGCCCAAAUUGCUCACCCUGAAUCUGCAAUCGUCAGGGGUGGAGAGUGUUAGCCAAUCGAUAGUGCACACACUGCCACAGUUAAGGGAUCUUUUACUGGAGGACAACCCCAUUAAGUGCAGCGAUUUGCUGGGCAUUGCCGAAUGGGCCAGUCCUUGCAGGUCAGUGGAUGUGGGUCAAUCGAAUGGGGCAAGUGUGAGUGGGCGCGUGGAUCUAAAAACGGAGUAUCUGCAGUUCCACAAUUUCUACGAAAACUUCAGCAGCCGAGAGUGUGGUAUAAGAAAACCGGAAAAUGACACAAAGCCGCCUUCUUGCAGCCUGACAAGGGCAGCAGCAACAUUAACAACAACACCCAGAAGUAUGUCAAAAGUUAAAAAGUCACAAGAAGCACAACCAACAGCAACAUCAGUGGAAAUAGCAGCGGCCGCAGCAGCAAUAUUAGAAAAAACAGACAUACAAGGAACAUCAGCAGCAGCACCAGCAGCACAGUCGACUGCGGCGGCAACAACAGCAGAAAGAGAAGCGAUUGCAACAGCAACAUCAAGCGACACCACAGCAACACCAACACUCGCAGCGGCAACAGCAAUGCAAUCAGCUGGCAACAUCCCUGCCCAGUUAACCACAAAAACGUUGGGGCCAACAGAAACAACUUCGUUAGCGCAACUGCAGCGUCGGCAACAAAUGCCUGGCAUGCCGGCCAAAACAACAGAAACGCCAGCAAAGAACCUGCCAAGUUUGGCCCAGACAAAGGCAACAACAGCGCUUCCCAUUUUGGCAACACGAGAUGCUGCCACAGCAACAACGGAAAUAAAUUCCGACAAGCCAACGAACAUUAGCGGUGCCACAAAAACAGUAGCAACAUCAGCUGCAGAAAUAGCAACACCGCCAGCAAUUGAAGUGCCACAAACCAUUUUGGCCGGCAAAAAAUCUGACAAAAUGCCAGCCGAUAAGGCUCACGAGACUUUAUUAAAAUACCCAACAAGGGACACAUCCGGUCAAGUUGCAACAACGCCACACAAACAUGCAACACUGCAGCUGCACGUUAAGGAUCGACAUCUAAUUGGCACACCGCUGCUGAUGCACAAGGGCGAUGUCCUUUUGGUGGAUGCCGAGCAGUUGUUGCUGCCUGGUACGGCCACCGUGGCAGAUGCGGAUUCGGAAGUCCUGGACCCAAGCCAACAACAUCAGUCAGCGGAGCAGGAAAAGCACCAGUCAGCGACUGAUAAGCGACAAGCGGAUGCAAUAAAGGGCGACACAAAGUCGCCGGCGAAAAGCCACAAAAAGAAGCCAUCGCUGAGCAUCAAGAAGAUGACCUACAGUACCAAGCACGCGGCAAAAACGGUGGAAGAUAUGGCAGCCACCUCGAAGACACCGCAACACCAACAUAGCAGUGUGAACACACCGAAAGAAGCUGCUCCCGAGGAGCUGAGCACCUUUGCGCAGCUCAAAGCCUAUGUGGAGCUAAAGAGCGAAUCGAAACCGGAACACCUAAUGGACCAGCGGGAGGAAAACCAUCAUAAUCUUACAGGAAAUCAUCCCGGAGUCAUGCUCCUGGUGGCCUGCGUUUUGUUCAUCGUCCUGCUCGCCGGUUUGGCCCACGUCUAUCGCUGUGAAUUGCCUUGGCAAAGGAGCAACCGCUCUGGUCAAUUGCGACCGCAUCAUCAAAGGCAUCUAAACGAAACCGAUGAUGCGCACAGCUUCCUGCACUAUCAGGGAUCUGUGAACUCCAAUGGCGGAGAUCCGGCUCGCCUGCAAAAGUGGCACCACAGCACGCGGAGAGAAGCACCCUACAGCUCCCCGCUGCACAAUCUGCAAGCGCGGGAACUGCAACAGCAACGCUGCCAGCAGUUCUAUAGCUCCUCGCUGGCGGACAAGAGCUCCUCCACCUCGUCAUCCUCAUCGGGAAGCAGUCGCAGUAGCCUGCACUCGCCCAGCAGAGAUGAAAGCUACUAUAUAGAGAUGGCCCCCAGUAGUCCAGCAGCAGCCAACCUGCCUAGUUUGCCCAUGGAACUCUUGGGCAGCAGGAGUAAUGCCCUCGGAUGCCGGACGGAUCGAGUGGCAGCCACCGAUCUGGGCGGUACGACAGAGGCGGUACCCUCUUCGGCGGCGGCCAUCAAAUCGGUGAGCAGCAGACUGAUGACGCCCAGUUCGCGGAGGCUGAACAUCUGGUGACAAACCGUCUUUGGUCAGCGACAAUACGCACCCUUUCAGUAGAGUAAAAAAAUAGGAAUCAAUGUAGUUCGAACGACAAUCGCCACCUGCCAACUUAACCAGAUGAGUCAGAGAGUCGGAGCAGAAAAGGGAAACUAUUGAAGUUCUUAAAAAUAUUUUUAAAAAUUGUAUUUCCCAGAUUGAGUUUCUAUUGCAAGGUGCUCGUGAUUUAAAACUCAAAUUUUGAAGAAAGGCAUUAAUUACACCAGUUUAAAACUUUCAGAAGUCGUUAUGUGCUUGGCAACACAACGUGUCCUGUCGAUUUUUUGUAGGUCGAUACUCGAAAAAAGAUAAUGGUUAAAAAUAAAACUCGAAAGAAAACCAAAAUGGGACUACGACAACAGAGGGAAAGCAUAAAUGCCAGCAGCUUUAUAUAUUAUUUUCAGUUGGCUCCUGGCUUGAUUUAUGAUGCCUCAGUGCCCACACAUUGCAGACCUCUUAGCGACUCGGUUAGCAGCAACAAUUUGUCAUAAAUUCCUGUUACGUAUACGCCGCGUAGUCCCGGGCAACUAAGGCGGCCGAAAGAGGCGAGGGGCGUAGACAAGCGGCCAAGUCAAAUGGCCAAAGAGCCAACGCCACCAAAGUUUUUACGAGCCAGCCGAAGAAGACGAUGUCCAUCUUGUGGUCGUAUUUGGGUCAGUUUACUGGCCAGGAGCACCGUGUGCGGCCCAGUUAACUUUAUAUAAGUGCCUGUCCGCCUGCCAAGAUUAAGUGUUCCGAUAGUCAUGCAUAUAAAAAUGAAAUAUCGAUCAAGUAUUAAAUAACAAUUUAUUUUAUGACAGACCCAAUUCAGUAAUCAGAAAAUGAGGCCGCGCAUGCUGAGCCAGGCGAAUUAAUCGAGGAAUAUUGGUUGGUAGUAAAUAUAAUAUGGUAGUUGGAAUUUAAUAUCAUCGAAAUUGGAAAAUUAGGUGUGACUAGCCAACAGAGCGGAGGAAAAAAGAAGACAAGGACGUACAAAGUGAAUGAAGUACCUUGCUAAACAUUGUGUUACAGAUUUUAAGUCUGUUCCAGGUAGAAAACUUAAUUUGAUGUGGUGCACCACUUUCGAAUUUUCAACAUUCAAGCCGAGUCCAUCCUGCUCUUAUUAUCCUUUGAGCCAUGCUGCGCUUUGAUGUUCGAUGCUUUGCCAGAUCUUAACCUACUUUCACAACUGCUUCAGAUACUAGAGUUUAAAUUGCAAUCUAAUUAAAGUUUCGCCUCUGUCCCUUUCGCAAAACCCAACUACCUUUUGGAUACUAGAAGUGUUUUGUGGUAUCACCCAGUUGAAAGAUUUAUUUAAUUAGCUUGAAUUCACUUUUUAUUUAUUUGUAGGAGCA